CAUCCAUAUAACGAAUCGUUCCUUUCGGUGUAUCCCAUUUUUAAUCAAGCAACAGGCUUCCAAAUCGAACGUUUCCAUUUAGACACUCCCGAACAGAACUCACACGCAGACCGAAAGCACUCAGGGUUAUUUAGCAGCUGAAGGAGCCCGAAGAACUGGAGAGGAUCUAGAAUGACUACCUCCGUUUUGGCCACGAUGUGCGCCGAGCGCCUAACCAAGCUUCUAGUCCGCUACUCCCGAGCCCAGCCCGUGGUGCGAAAUCAGUCGCAGUGCGUCGACAAGGUGCUGAGUCCUCUGCCGAGGAGCGGAGCCACCAUGGCCUAUCUAAGAUCAGGUCCUUCCCAGGAUCCUCCCCAAGCCAAGCCAACCAACAAGUGGCAGCCGAUGGGCACCAUCACGAGCCUCGGCCAAAGGUUCCAGCGGGAGGCCAUGGAUGAGCUGUGUGCCAAGGCCAAGGACCGCCUGCUGCCAAAGUCCGAACCGCGACGUCUGAGCUUCCCGAGGAACCAAGCCAUCUUCCCCAACAAGUCGAACGGAUUGGAGGACUGGAAGCAACUGGGAGCCGGACGGUACUCGGCUCCGUUUGCCAGCAUUUUCCAGGGCCAGAGUUGUGCGAAUAUGCCGAGAAAAUCCUUCACCCAACAUCCACUUGCCUUCGAUCGCCAAAAGCUGUAUCGGGACUGCUAUUAACCGAACACAAAGGGAUGGUCUUCGAUCUUUCUUCCAAUCGCAUCCACAGCUCAGCCAUAAUACUUAGCUGUAUAGUGUUGUGACUGAGUUGCGGCUGAGACAGGCAUCGAGUCUCCAAGAUUGUCCCUAAUUCGACGUAUUAAAGAUGUA
Molecule: messenger RNA, 840 nt
Organism: Drosophila subpulchrella
Lineage: Eukaryota; Metazoa; Arthropoda; Insecta; Diptera; Drosophilidae
Exons: 1
Coding region: 172-690 (172 amino acids)
Source: RefSeq, a predicted model, not a curated record